Colletotrichum phormii is the source of this 1065-nucleotide messenger RNA. RefSeq names its product glucose N-acetyltransferase. The transcript is spliced from 2 exons. Gene Ontology annotation, molecular function: glycosyltransferase activity. The coding region runs from base 1 to 1065 and encodes 354 amino acids. The record is from RefSeq and is a predicted model, not a curated record. NCBI's taxonomy places the organism in Eukaryota, Fungi, Ascomycota, Sordariomycetes, Glomerellales, Glomerellaceae.
AUGUUCAUAUCAACGAAGCGCGCCGUCGCGCUGACUUGCGGGACCUUCGUCUUUGUUCUUUUGACGGGCUACCAGUCGAUAAAGUACAAUUUCAUCCCUAACCGUCUACAACAUGUCUUGAAGAACGGCACAUUCGAGACGCCAGGUUCGCUUGCAGAACUCAAACCCUUCUGGACCACUGAGCAACUAGAACCCCGAUUUGCCUAUGUUCAAUAUGCGACGGACAUCAACUACUUGUGCAAUGCAGUGAUCAACUUCAAUCGCCUGCACCGCUUCGGCGCGAAACACGACCAGGUCCUGAUCUUUCCCAAAACUUGGGCCGAAGGAGACUCGAAAGAGGCCAAAGCUAUCAGAACUAUCCAAAAGGCUCUACCAGAUCUCGUCCUACGGCCCUUUGGUCUUUUCACCACACAUAAAGGGGAGGCAACAUGGUCCAAGAGUCUGACCAAGUUCCACGCCUUCGACCUUACAGAUUACACCCGAGUGUUGGCCUUCGAUUCCGACUCGCAGAUCUUGAACAACAUGGAUCACUACUUCCUAGCCCCGAUGGCAGCCGUUGCGGUCCCGCGCGCAUACUGGCUGAACGAGAAGGAUACGCCCGUCGUUAAGCAAGUCCUUGGCUCCCAUGUCAUGCUCAUCGAGCCCAACAAGUCGCGGUACGACAAGAUUGUGCGCGAGGCGCUCAAAUCUGGGGACUUUGACAUGGAGGUCAUGAAUCACAUGUUCAAGGACUCGGCCAUGAUUCUCCCGCAUCGUCGACUUGCACUUUUGACCGGCGAAUUUCGGGCCAAGGAGCACCAGAAAUACCUCGCACCCGACGAGGACGAGGAGUGGAACGCCAUGGCCGAAGUAUCAAGAGCGUAUCUGGUUCACUUCAGCGAUUGGCCACUGCCAAAGCCAUGGCUUUCACGUUCGGAUGCUCAAUGGAAAGCUGCCUUGCCGGAGUGCCCCGAAAACGAAGAGGACAAGCCUGAUCGACCCAGAUGCGCCGACCGGGUGAUGUGGGAGGGCUUUUAUGAAGAAUACGAAAGCGACAAGAAGAGAUACUGCAAAUCUUGGUUAUGA